AUGGACGCCUUCACCGAUUCGGGAGAAUUGUACUCCAUACGCAAUGAAUUUUACACCAACCAGCAUAAUCGAGUGAAGAACUACUUGCUUGACUCUUUCUCAGCUGAAAACCAGCUCAAAGUUCUCGAGUUCCAAAUAAGACUGACGAUUGCCCUUGGAGAAGAUGCCAGCCAAUUGAUUUCAUCAGGUAAAUCAAGAUUUCCUGAUAAUGAUGGGUUCUUCCAAUUGUUGGAAGCCUACAACGACUUGUCUUCUUUUGGUACUGACAGUCUGACGUAUUUUGAUGACGUGAAGGAAGCACUGUUCGAGUUGGAAGCGGUACUCACUGCACUUUAUUUGGUCAAAUAUGAAAAAGACUUUGAACAGGCGACAAAAAUAUUGAACGGUUAUAUCGCCAAGGGAACUCCCGAAUUCGAGCCUUAUCUUUUGCUAGUGCAGUUGCAUCUUGUGCAAAUUGAUCUAGUUGCGGCCAACAAAACAUUCAAUGAGCUCAAAAAGUUCAACAUGAGUGACGACAUUGUCUACUCCGUUAUUGAAUCGUGGAUCAACGCGUUACGAGGAGAGUCCGAGAACAUCAAUAAUUCGUUUUACUUUUACGAUGAAUUGUUAUCGACGGAUUUUGAGGAUGACAAUCAACUGAAGUUCAGAAUUCUCAAUGUGUUAUUUGUUCUUACUUUGCAGUUGCAACACUAUCCAGAAGCUACGGAGUUGUUGUCUCAAAUUGAGUCCAUUCACCCUGAGGUGACGGGCGAUUUUGUCGCCAACCAAAUUGCUUAUGAUUACCUAGUGAACUUUGGAUCGAAUGUACCUGAUUUGUUGACUAAAUUGCGUCAGGUCCAAGAAGGUCAUCGUAGGUUGACGGACCUCGAGGAGAAGAGCAAAUUGUUUGAUGAUAUAGCAGUGAAAUACGCUUAA
Molecule: messenger RNA, 915 nt
Organism: Diutina rugosa
Lineage: Eukaryota; Fungi; Ascomycota; Pichiomycetes; Serinales; Debaryomycetaceae
Product: coatomer subunit epsilon
Exons: 1
Coding region: 1-915 (304 amino acids)
Biological process (GO): endoplasmic reticulum to Golgi vesicle-mediated transport; retrograde vesicle-mediated transport, Golgi to endoplasmic reticulum; intra-Golgi vesicle-mediated transport
Cellular component (GO): COPI vesicle coat
Molecular function (GO): protein binding; structural molecule activity
Source: RefSeq, a predicted model, not a curated record